Molecule: messenger RNA, 351 nt
Organism: Sphaeroforma arctica JP610
Lineage: Eukaryota; Ichthyosporea; Ichthyophonida
Exons: 2
Coding region: 1-351 (116 amino acids)
Source: RefSeq, a predicted model, not a curated record
AUGUGGAAGCCUGGCUUUUACACAGACCGGUGGAUAUCGCAGGAACUCGGGGCGAACAUGGUGGGGAAUAUGCCCUCGACUGCCACAGGCACGACAACGUCACACCACCAUGAUCUGGCUCAUCAAACCAUCGACAGCCACAUGGCAAAGUCUCUCAAUUCCUACGAAGCGGACCUUGCCAAGAUACUCACUGGAUUUGAGGCACCUGCGGCUCUCAACCCUUUCCAGGAGACGGCACAGCAAUCGAGAAGCAGCACAGCGUACGUGCAGAGAAUCCGAGACGCUGCGCCAGUUGGAAACACUGCCCCUCUAAUGCAUGAAUUAAGCCAUCCCAUCGGAAGCGAUCUUUGA